Messenger RNA from Populus nigra (black poplar), 3772 nucleotides. RefSeq names its product transcription factor GTE8-like. Bases 844 to 3237 code for a protein of 797 amino acids. The transcript has 10 exons. NCBI's taxonomy places the organism in Eukaryota, Viridiplantae, Streptophyta, Magnoliopsida, Malpighiales, Salicaceae. The record is from RefSeq and is a predicted model, not a curated record. Gene Ontology annotation, molecular function: protein binding.
AAACUAGCCCAUCAAAUCCCACACACUUCUGGAAGCUCUCUCUCUCUCGUUUCUCUCUUUCUUAAUCGCGAAGAGAAAGGGUUCUCUCCCUAGGGUUUGUUGGAAUCAAAGGCGAAAGCGGGAGAUCCAGGUUUUGAAUUGGUUUGAUUAAUAAGCCUUGAUUUUUCUCUCUCGCUCUAGGUUGUCUGUUUGUAUGUCCGUCACAUUGUGUUCGUGUCGAUGCGUUUAUUUCUAGCUUCGAUUUCGAUCUAUCUAGGGUUUGCGAUUUCAUGGGGUUUUUUUUUGCUCAAAGGAGCUUAUUAGGUUUUUGAGUGAGUAUUUUGUAUUGUUUCUCAAAUAAAGUUCUUUAAUUUCUUAAAAUUCUCUUUUUGUUUGAAUUCUAGAGAGAGAGAGAUAAUAAGAUUGGGUUCUUAGCUUCUUUUUUUAAUUUUUGUUUUUGGGUUUUUGGAGGGGUAUCAGAUCAGAUCAGUGUCGGUUUUGAAGCUCAUUUGUUGAAGAUUUACUUCAGAUGAAUUUAGGUUUGGGGACACAUGCAAUUAGUGUGUGAUUUGAUGAGGAUCUGUUAUUGCUGCUCAUAAAUAAAGGAGGACUACUGUAAAUUAUAGUGGAAAACUUGAAACUUUCAGUACAAUUGCGAGAAAAAGGACAUAAAACAAGAGUAAUUAUUUAUUUAUUAAACCUGAUUCCUUGAAGUUAAAAGAAAUUGAAUAAAUGUGUGUGGUAGAGGAAUUGUGAACUGGAAGCGGAUCAUUGGCAUGGAUUUUUUGAAAUUGAAUUCAGAGGAAACAUAAGAAGUUAAACAGCUGAAGUUGAUGAUAUGUGCAGUUAUUGGAAGAUAAUCCUAUGGCACCGACUGUUCCUAUAGAGUUUAUUGGACGGAAGGAAUCAAAAAAGUGUUGGCUUUCACAACCAAUGGGGAAAUCAAAGAAGUUCUCUAAAGGGCACUCCUCUGGUUUUGUUCCAGAUUUUCGACAUGCUGUUCAUACCAUGGCUGAAUCAGAAGGGUUUGGGAGCUCUGGACGUGUUGACACUGAGAUGACAGCAUCUGAGAUGACAGCAUCGGAAGAUUCAUGUGCUCCCAAGAGAAAAUGCAUUAGUUUGAAUAUGGAUUGUUAUGAUACUUUUGGUGUACCAUCACAAGUCUUGUCACUAUCAAAGAUGUCAAGGCCAGAGAGGAAGGAUUUGGAAAUGAGGUUGAAAAAGGAACUUGAACAGGUCAGAAUCCUGCAGAGGAAAGUGGCUUCUCUGAGUUCAAAUACAGUUUUAUUAUCGCCUUCUAGUGAUAUCAGGAGUUGCAGUGAUGGCCAAAAGAGGCCUCCACUAGAAGGUCUCCAUAGUUCAUUUGAAGUACCAGCUCCACAGAGUAAGAAACGGGCUCAUCCUGAUCGAAAUAGAGGCCACACAAAAAAGGGUACAUCAGCACGUUCUGAGCCAGUGAAGCCAGCUGCUCCACUGGGUAUUUCGACUGCUAUGUUGAUGAAACAGUGUGAGGCAUUACUAAAUCGUUUGAUGGCACAUCAGUUCGGUUGGAUUUUCAACACUCCUGUUGAUGUGGUGAAAUUGAACAUACCGGACUAUUUUACUAUCAUUAAACAUCCAAUGGAUUUGGGUACAGUGAAGGGCAAGAUUGUUUCUGGUGAAUAUUUGAGUCCACUGGGAUUUGCUGCAGAUGUGCGACUUACUUUCUCAAAUGCAAUGAAGUAUAACCCUCCUGGAAAUGAUGUCCAUUCCAUGGCUGAGACCCUCAGUAAAUACUUUGAAGUUAGAUGGAAAGUUAUAGAGAAAAAGCUUCCUGUUACCACUGGCGUGGAAUCAAUGCCAUCAAGAACUGAUGUGCACAUAGAAAGGGAAACAACUGUUCAUAUAGAAAGGGAAACAACUACUAGUGCUCCUCCUUUGAAAAAGAAGAAAAUUACACCGAGUGACAAUAAGGUUAAGCCAGAACCUGUCAGGCGGGUCAUGUCUAAUGGGGAGAAGCAGAAGUUGAGCAUGGAGUUGGAGGCAUUGCUGGGUGAAUUGCCUGAAAGCAUUAUUGAAUUCCUAAAAGAGCAUAGUGGUAAUGCUGGCCAGACUGGUGAGGAUGAGAUUGAGAUUGAUAUUGAUGCUCUUGGUGAUGAUACAUUGUUUAACUUACGGAAACUCUUGGAUAAUUAUAUAUUGGAGAAACAGAAAAACCAGUCAAAAGCUGAACCAUGUGAAAUGGAGAUUAUUAACGAGCCAGGGAUUAGCAAUUCAUCAUUGCUACCAUGCAAAGGAAAUGAUACUGUUGAAGAAGAUAUAGAUAUUGUUGGUGGAAAUGAUCCUCCUAUUUCAAGUUACCCUCCAAUAAAGAUAGAAAAAGAUGAAGCCAAUAAGAACAGUAAACGUAGCAGUCCUAGUUGCUCCAAUAGUGAAUCAGGCUCAUCUUCAAGUGAUUCAGAUUCUGGCAGUGAAUCUGGCGGUGAAUCUGUCGCAGUGAAAGUGUCUGGUUCCAUUAAUGCUACUAAGAGCAAAAUGGAACCUGGAGAAAAUGCAGACCAAAAGAGAAGUGAUCCUGAUGAUUCAGAUGUUGGAAAUCAAUCUGUAGAUGGAUUGGACCAAGUUGAGCUGGAUACUGAGGGUAAGCCAGUUGCAGCUGAGAUAGAUGGCCACCAAGAGGGGGAGAGUGCUCCAUCCAAGAGGCAAGUCUCUCCCGAAAAGCUCUAUCGUGCAGCUUUGUUGAGGAACCGUUUUGCCGACACCAUACUUAAAGCUCGAGAAAAAGCACUUGAAAAGGGUGAAAAGUGUGAUCCCGAGAAAUUGCGGAAGGAGAAGGAGGAAUUUGAAAGAAGGCAAAAGGAAGAAAAGGCUCGGUUGCAGGCAGAAGCCAAGGCUGCUGAAGAGGCUAGAAGGAAAGCUGAAGCUGAAGCUGCUGCUGAAGCGAAAAGGAAGAGGGAACUGCAAAGAGAAGCUGCCCGUCAGGCAUUGUCAGAGAUGGAAAAGACUGUUGAUAUCAACGAGAACAGUCAUUUCAUGGAAGACUUAGAAAUGCUUAGGACGAUCCAUGAUGAACAGCUUCCAAGUUUCAUAGAGGAAACAAGCCCAGAUCUUUCUCAAAAUUGCUUGGGUAGUUUCAAGCUUCAGGGAAGUAGUAACCCACUGGAGCAACUAGGAUUAUACAUGAAGGAAGACGAUGAUGAGGAAGAGGAAGUAGUUGAACCACCACCUCCUAGUGUACCAGAGCGAGCAAAAGAUGUUGAGGAAGGAGAAAUUGAUUGAUCAGGUCUUUGCUUUGAUUAUUUCUGCAUUCAAAGAACUAUGGGCACGCAUAAUCUUCUGUAUCCACUGUGAUAUAUCUCAGCAGCAGACAAGCCUAUGACAAGGAUUACUCUUCACCUACUUGAAAGAAUGAGCCGCAGACUCUCUGGGGAAACAUGAUAAGCAGUUGUUAAUUGGGUUUUGUUUUUUUUGGCCUUGUUCGUAUUUACUGGUUUGGAGUGCGGUUUCAAAACAUGGUAAACAACAUUUUGUCAGUGUUAGCAUAUGGCGACUUGUGGGUUGCCAGUGAAAGAGUUACCGGGGCUUGAGGUUUUGUUUAUUCAAUUUUAUAGUUUUGUAAAAAAAGAAACUCUAGUUUGUACGGGUUAGUGAAACCUUGGGUUACAUGGCAUUAGGUUCUGUGGGUUGUAGGGGGAUGCGUGGGCGGGGGGAAAGCAAGCUCGGAAGCUUAGGCAGGAGGUAAGUUAACCUAAUUGUAAUAUAGUCAAAGCUGAGGCACCUUUUAAUGGCAUUCAUUUCAUUUCUUCUUUCUCAA